GUGGAACUUCAGCGUGCUGAAAGUCUAAACCUGACAACUCUAAGUUUAUCCUCUGAUAUUGUUGAAGAAAAGGAUGCAGAGUUUCUUACUGUUUCUGUCAAAGUGAAAGAUAUUGAAUUAGUUAUAAGUGGCAGGGAUAUCCAACUGAAGUCCAAUAUGGAAAGAUUGAGCAGUGUAAUAGUAUUCGUUGCCAAUGCAAAUCAUACAUCUUUGCCACUUCUUGAUAUAAUCCAGGUUCAUGUGGAUGUUGUCUUCAGUAGAAGUCAGAUAGACAACAGCACACUCAAAGUGGAGCUUAUAUGUGAUCAUUCUGAUCUAUGGCUUUCGCAUCCUGCAUUCCAUUUAUGGGGUGCUUUAAAAUUCGAUGUUCCUAAAUCUGGAUCUGCUCAAUAUUCAAUGGGAGACAUUUCUUUCAAAUUCCAAAUGCGGAAGGUUUCGGUUCUAAUAACAGAUGGAAAGAUAUGUGAUAAGCAAUGCCUGCAGCAAGGAAAUUAUUUAUAAACAGAAGGGCACUGAUGUCAUGUUUUAUCUAGGAAUAGGAGAACAUACUCAUCUUCACUGGACAGAUACAAGCAGGGAGCUGCUUGUUUCUAUUUGUUAUAAUGAAACUGGAUGGCAGUGGUCUGGCAGCUUUUUACCAGAUCAUUUGGGUGAUACACAACUGAAAAUGAGAAACUUUGUUCUUGGCACUUCAAACAUGAUACGAGUUGAAGUGCAAAAUGCUGACAUAUCAAUGGGAGAUGAAAAGAUAGUUGGAAACAUCAAGGGAAACUCAGGGACCAACUUGAUUCUUUUGUCGGAUGAUUAUACAGGAUAUAUGCCAUACAGAAUUGAUAACUUCUCGAAAGAGAUAUUGCGAAUAUAUCAGCAGAGGUGUGAAAUUUUCGAUACUGUCAUUCACUGCUAUGCUUCUUACCCUUACGUCUGGGACGAACCAUGCUCUCCUCACCGUCUUGUUGUGGAGGUACCUGGAGAACGAGUUUUGGGGUCAUAUGCUCUGGAUGAUGUUAAAGAGUAUAUGCCUGUCUACUUGCCAUCAACCUCUGAGAAGCCAGAGAGGACAUUCUUUAUAUCAGUACAUGCAGAAGGAGCAACAAAGGUCCUCAGUGUUCUUGAUUCAAGUUACCACAAUUUUAAUGAAGCGAAGAAAUCAAGUGUUCCACAUGCCUCAGAGAAAAGGUUAUAUGAUCAUAGUCAAGUUAGGCCUACAGAAUAUCAAGAGAAGAUAUCGAUUUCUCUUCCAUACAUUGGGAUUUCAUUGAUUAAUUCAUACCCACAGGAGUUGAUCUUUGCCUGUAUUAAAGAUAUACAGAUCAACCUACUGCAAAGUUUGGAUCGCCAAAGGCUUUCCAUGCAAAUAUCAUUCAUACAAAUUGAUAACCAGUUGCGCUCUACUCCAUAUCCAGUUAUGUUGUCAUUCGGUAGUGGAUACAGAUCCUGUCAAGCAGACUAUAUGAAAUCUAGGGAUGAUGCCACUAGAUCAAGAAUCGAAAAAUCAAAUCCAGCGAAUAUCUGCAGCAGCUCUUCUGUUCCCGUUUUCUGCCUAGAAAUAUCCAAGUGGAAGAAGAAAGACAUCUCAUUUCUUUCAUUUGAGUACAUAAAAUUGAGGAUGGCAGAUUUCCGUCUUGAGAUUGAACAAGAAGUCAUAUUAAGCUUAUUUGAGUUCUUUACAAAUAUCUCUUCAGGGCUGCAGUAUGGUAUCAGACCAUCUUCAAAUCACUAUUACGGGACAUCACUAAAGGAUUCAUCCUCAUUUGUUCAAACUAGUGAAAACUUAAGAUUGAAUGCUGACCAAAGUCCUUUAGGGUUUGCUCCUAUAUUGAAUGCAAAAUCUAAGAAAAUUGCACCAUUGCCUUCUAUCAUUCCAAUUGGAGCCCCAUGGCAGGAAAUUUAUCUGUUAGCCAGAACCCAGAAGAAAAUAUAUAUUGAAAUGCUUGAAUUGGCACCAAUCAAAUUGACUUUAAGUUUUUCCAGUGCGCCUUGGAUGCUUCACAAUAGAAUACUCACAUCAAAGGAAUUUCUUAUCCAUGUAAGCAGUAUUUCCUUUUUCUUAGAGUCAUUGAACCCA
This is a messenger RNA of Cicer arietinum (chickpea), 2068 nucleotides long. RefSeq lists its product as uncharacterized. Gene Ontology annotation, biological process: protein targeting to vacuole; protein retention in Golgi apparatus. NCBI's taxonomy places the organism in Eukaryota, Viridiplantae, Streptophyta, Magnoliopsida, Fabales, Fabaceae. The record is from RefSeq and is a predicted model, not a curated record.